AUGGCUCCGCUGCUCCUGGGUGUCUGGGGGAUCCUGCUGCUCCUGGGGCUGUGGAGACUGCUCCAGGGCUGUGCCCUGCACCCCUCUCUGGCCCGUCGGUGGCCCCCUGGACCUCGCCCUCUGCCGUUCCUGGGGAACCUGCACUUGCUGGGUGUGACCCAACAAGACCGGGCACUGAUGGAGCUCUCAGAACGCUACGGGCCAAUGUUCACAAUCCAUCUGGGAUCUCAGAAGACCGUGGUGCUGUCAGGCUAUGAGGUGGUGAGGGAGGCCUUGGUUGGAACUGGGCAUGAGCUAGCCGACCGGCCCCCAAUCCCCAUCUUCCAGCACAUCCAGCGAGGUGGGGGCAUCUUCUUUUCCUCUGGAGCUCGCUGGAGGGCGGGUCGCCAAUUCACGGUGCGCACACUGCAGAGCCUGGGUGUGCAACAGCCAUCCAUGGUGGGCAAGGUGCUGCAGGAGCUGGCCUGUCUUAAAGGGCAGCUGGACAGCUAUGGAGGCCAGCCCCUCCCCCUGGCCCUGCUGGGUUGGGCACCAUGCAACAUCACCUUCACACUUCUCUUCGGCCAGCGCUUUGACUACCAGGAUCCUGUGUUUGUGUCCCUGCUGAGUCUCAUUGACCAGGUCAUGGUCCUGCUGGGGUCACCUGGCAUACAGCUUUUCAACACGUUCCCCCGGCUGGGGGCCUUCCUGCGGUUGCACAGGCCGGUCUUGAGCAAGAUUGAGGAGGUGCGCAGCAUCCUGAGAACCCUCCUGGAAGCGCGGAGACCACCUUUGCCAAGUGGCGGUCCUGCCCAGAGCUACGUGGAAGCUCUGCUUCAGCAGGGCCAGGAUGACCCCGAGGACAUGUUUGGCGAGGCCAAUGUUCUGGCCUGUACACUGGACAUGGUCAUGGCUGGGACAGAGACCACGGCGGCCACGCUGCAGUGGGCUGUCUUCCUGAUGGUUAAGCACCCACAUGUGCAGGGUCGCGUGCAGGAGGAGCUGGACAGAGUGCUGGGCCCUGGGCAGCUACCUCAACCGGAGCACCAGCGAGUACUGCCCUACACCACUGCUGUGCUGCAUGAGGUCCAGCGGUACAUCACACUCCUGCCCCAUGUGCCCCGCUGCACAGCUGCUGAUGUCCGGCUGGGUGGCUACCUGCUCCCCAAGGGCACGCCUGUGAUCCCAUUGCUGACUUCUGUGCUCCUGGACAAGACGCAGUGGGAGACCCCUAGCCAGUUCAACCCAAACCACUUUCUGGACGCGAAGGGGCGCUUUAUGAAGCGGGGGGCCUUCCUGCCAUUCUCCACUGGUCGCCGGGUCUGCGUCGGGAAGAGCCUGGCCAGGACAGAGCUCUUCCUGCUGUUUGCUGGCCUCCUUCAGCGGUACCGCCUACUGCCCCCACCCGGCCUCAGCCCUGCAGACCUGGACUUACGGCCUGCCCCAGCUUUCACCAUGCGGCCUCCUGCCCAGACCUUGUGUGUGGUGCCGAGACCCUAG
Molecule: messenger RNA, 1479 nt
Organism: Mus pahari (shrew mouse)
Lineage: Eukaryota; Metazoa; Chordata; Mammalia; Rodentia; Muridae
Product: cytochrome P450 2W1
Exons: 9
Coding region: 1-1479 (492 amino acids)
Biological process (GO): xenobiotic metabolic process
Cellular component (GO): cytoplasm; intracellular membrane-bounded organelle
Molecular function (GO): iron ion binding; heme binding; oxidoreductase activity, acting on paired donors, with incorporation or reduction of molecular oxygen, reduced flavin or flavoprotein as one donor, and incorporation of one atom of oxygen
Source: RefSeq, a predicted model, not a curated record